Molecule: messenger RNA, 3902 nt
Organism: Humulus lupulus (European hop)
Lineage: Eukaryota; Viridiplantae; Streptophyta; Magnoliopsida; Rosales; Cannabaceae
Exons: 14
Coding region: 117-3584 (1155 amino acids)
Biological process (GO): ribosome-associated ubiquitin-dependent protein catabolic process; rescue of stalled cytosolic ribosome
Cellular component (GO): RQC complex
Molecular function (GO): ribosomal large subunit binding; tRNA binding; zinc ion binding
Source: RefSeq, a predicted model, not a curated record
GAGGCUUAAGGCAGUAGAUGGUGAGCGCCAACCUUCGUCUUCUUCCAUGGUCUCACUCUGAUCAUCAUCCGUAAGAGAGAGAGAGAGAAAGAGAGAGUGAGAGAGAAUCAGCGAAGAUGGUGAAGGUCCGGAUGAACACGGCCGAUGUGGCCGCAGAGGUCAAGUGCUUGCGUAGAUUAAUCGGAAUGCGAUGUUCCAAUGUCUACGAUAUCUCUCCUAAGACAUAUAUGUUCAAGCUCAUGUAUAGUAGUGGCGUCACUGAGUCUGGGGAGAGUGAAAAGGUUUUUCUUCUCAUGGAAAGUGGUGUUAGGCUACACACUACUGCUUAUGUCCGGGAUAAGAGUAAUACUCCAUCUGGGUUUACUCUGAAACUGAGGAAACAUAUACGGACGAGAAGAUUGGAGGAUGUGAGACAGCUUGGAUAUGAUAGGAUUGUUCUCUUUCAAUUUGGAUUGGGCGCUAGUGCAUACUAUGUUAUAUUGGAGUUAUAUGCCCAAGGAAACAUUAUUCUCGCAGAUUGUGAUUUUACAGUCUUGACUCUACUUCGGUCCCACAGGGAUGAUGAUAAAGGGGUUGCAAUCAUGUCAAGACAUCGUUAUCCAACUGAAAUUUGUAGAACUUUUGAGCGGACUACUAUUGCUAAGUUGCAGACAGCUCUUACUACUUACAAGGAGCCUGAUAGCAUUGAAUCUGAUAAGGUUAAUGAUAGUGGAAUUAAGGUGCGUGCUACCUCGAAAGAAAAACAGGGUACCCACAAAGGGGGAAAGCCUUCUGAUGGUGGUGCCCGUGCCAAACAGCCUACUUUAAAAAUUGUUCUUGGGGAGGCACUUGGCUAUGGGCCUGCACUCUCUGAGCAUAUCAUAUUAGAUUCUGGUUUGGCUCCAAACAUGAAAAUUAGUAAAGAUAGCAUGUUGGAUGAUAGUACACUUCAGGUUUUGGCCCAAGGUGUUGAGAGGUUUGAGGACUGGCUGCAUGAUAUUAUAUCAGGUGAUCGAAUUCCUGAAGGAUACAUUUUGAUGCAGAAUAAAAAUUUAGGGAAGGAUGGCCCUUCAUCUGAACCAGGAACAGGAAGUAGAAUCCAGAUGUAUGAUGAAUUUUGCCCCAUAUUACUAAACCAGUUCAAGUCUCGGGAGCACACACAGUUUGAGACAUUUGAUGCAGCUUUGGAUGAGUUCUACAGCAAAAUUGAGAGUCAAAGAGCUGACCAACAGCAGAAAUCAAAAGAGAUCUCUGCCAUCCAGAAACUUACAAAGAUACGGACAGAUCAGGAAAAUCGUGUGCUUACUCUUAGACAAGAAGUUGACCGUAGUGUUAAAAUGGCAGAACUGAUAGAAUACAACUUAGAAGAUGUGGAUGCUGCUAUAUUAGCUGUUCGUGUGGCUCUUGCAAAUGGUAUGAGUUGGGAGGAUCUUGCUCGUAUGGUAAAAGAAGAGAAGAAAUCUGGUAAUCCAGUUGCUGGCCUCAUUGACAAGCUUUAUCUAGAGAGAAAUUGUAUGACAUUGCUUUUAAGCAACAACCUUGAUGAAAUGGAUGACGAUGAAAAAACACUCCCGGCAGAUAAGGUAGAAGUUGAUUUGGCUCUCUCAGCUCAUGCCAAUGCACGGCGGUGGUAUGAACUAAAGAAAAAGCAGGAGAGCAAACAGGAAAAGACUGUUACAGCACAUGAAAAAGCAUUUAAAGCUGCAGAAAGAAAGACUCGCCUCCAGCUGAGCCAGGAAAAAACUGUUGCUUCAAUUUCACAUAUGCGAAGAGUUCACUGGUUUGAAAAAUUUAACUGGUUCAUCAGCAGUGAGAACUAUUUGGUUAUUAGUGGACGUGAUGCUCAACAGAAUGAGAUGAUAGUAAAGCGCUAUAUGUCAAAAGGGGAUCUGUAUGUUCACGCAGAACUGCAUGGGGCUUCUACCACUGUGAUAAAGAACCAUAGGCCUGAACAACCAGUACCCCCACUGACAUUAAACCAAGCUGGAUGUUUCACAGUGUGCCACAGCCAGGCAUGGAAUUCAAAGAUUGUCACUAGCGCUUGGUGGGUUUAUCCUCACCAAGUCAGUAAAACUGCUCCUACAGGGGAAUAUCUUACAGUUGGUAGUUUCAUGAUUCGUGGGAGGAAGAACUUUCUUCCUCCACAUCCUCUUGUUAUGGGCUUUGCCUUGUUAUUUCGCUUGGAUGAGAGUUCCUUGGGUUCACAUUUGAAUGAAAGGAGGGUGAGAGGUGAGGAAGAAGGGAUGGAUGGGGUUGAUGAAAGUGGCCCUCUCAAAGAAGAAUCUGAUACUGAGUCAGAGACUGAAGAACUUGAAGAAUCAAAAAGCCUUCCUAAUUCGUCUACAAAUCUAAUUGGGCCCGAAAGUCUAUCUGGAGUUGAUUCUACUCAAAAUUUCCAAACAGUUUCCCCAGCUGAACCAAUAAACUCAUCAGAACUCUCCACCGAUGACAGCAAGACGUUUACUGAUGUCAGUGAGGAGAAAGUAUCUAAUGCUGCAUCAGUCACCCCACAACUUGAGGAUCUCAUUGAUAGAGCUCUUGGGCUUGGAUCUGCCACUAUAUCUGGUAAAAAGUACAAGCUUGAAACUUCUCAAGCAGAUUUGGUAGAGGAGCAUGAUCAUGAAGAGAAGGCAGCGACAAGAGACAAACCCUAUGUCUCAAAAGCUGAAAGAAGAAAGCUCAAGAAAGGCCAGAAAAAUGACACAGAAACUGUUGAGCAGGAAGGGAAAAAAAAUCCAGGAGGAAGCAAUCAUUGCCAGAAAAAUGGUGCUGCAAAUGUUGAGCAGGAAGGGAAGAAAAAACCACUAGGAGGCAAUCAUUCUUCCACUCAUUCUGAAAAACAUGUUCCUGAUGCAAAGCCAGUUGGUGGAAAAAUCAGUCGAGGACAGAAGAGUAAGCUCAAGAAGAUGAAAGAGAAGUAUGCUGAUCAAGAUGAGGAAGAAAGAAGCAUCCGUAUGGCCUUACUUGCUUCUGCAGGAAACGCAAACAAGAAAGACACCACCGAGUCACAGGAUGAAAAUGUAGCUCUGACUAUAGGGACCAAAUCUGAUGGUCCUCUAGAUGAUGCACUUAAAAUAUGCUAUAAAUGUAAGAAGCCUGGUCACUUAUCCCGGGACUGUCAAGAGCAUCUAGGUGAGGUGUCACAAAGUCUUGUGAGCGGAGUUGAAGUUCCUCAUGCAGUAUUGGAUGAAACUGCUUCUGAGAUGGACAAAGUUGUCAUGGAAGAGGAUGACAUUCAUGAGAUAGGUGAAGAAGAGAAAGAAAAAUUGAAUGACGUGGAUUACUUAACCGGGAAUCCACUACCUAGUGAUAUCCUCUUAUAUGCCGUGCCGGUAUGCGGUCCUUACAGUGCAGUUCAAUCUUAUAAAUACCGUGUGAAAAUAACUCCUGGCAAUGCAAAGAAAGGAAAAGCUGCCAAAACGGCUAUGAAUUUGUUCAGCCACACUCCAGAAGCAACAGUUAGAGAGAAGGAAUUGAUGAAAGCAUGCACGGAUCCUGAAUUGGUUGCUGCCAUAGUUGGCAAUGUUAAGAUAACAGCUGCAGGCCUUACUCAACUCAAACAGAAGCAAAAGAAAAGCAAUAAGAGUAGCAAAGGAAAAAGCUAGCCAGCAUAGUGCCUGCCCAUUAUUGUCUUACUCACAAGUUUUUUCACGAAUGGAAGAGCACAAAGGAUCUACAUUCAGAGUGUUUAUACUUUUGUACAUGUUAAAUUUUGCUCCAGACAAGUCUUUGUUCCUAGUCAAUCUGAUUUUGCAGUAAACAUCAAAGUUGUCAAAUCUCAACACAAGGGCUAUAGCUUUUUGUUUGGAAAAACAUGUGUAGAAGAAUUUCGUUAGUCCCUCCUUGUACAUUGUUACUUUGAACAUCAGUUCUCAGUAUAUCGAAACUACUUGAAUCUAAUUUUUACUUAUUUUUUGUGCGUA